UAUAAAUAUGCAUGGAGGAUCUCUAUCCGAUUUUCUUUCGUGUCAUGACCUUCCAUUCCCUUGGGGCCUCUUUCUCGCCUCGAAUUGAGUACCUCAAUUUCCUUUCCUUGUCCCGUUCUUGAUACAUUACACUAGUACCUGAUAACCCUUCUUGUCUCAUCUGCCGGUGGACGAUAAUCAUUCCUAAUCCCCAUAUAAAUUUAGCACCCCUUUUGGGCUUUUCUCAUCCUACAGAGUUUUUUUUUGGGACUUGGGUUGAUCGGAGGAAAAAGAAAAAAAGGAAUCGAAAAUGGAUCAUUCAGCGGAUGCACAUCGGACUGAUUUGAUGACCAUAACAAGGUAUGUGUUGAACGAGCAGUCCAAACAUCCUGAGUCUCGCGGGGAUUUCACUAUCUUGCUCAAUCACAUUGUUCUCGGCUGCAAGUUCGUUUGCUCUGCUGUUAACAAGGCAGGCUUGGCCAAGCUCAUUGGGCUAGCUGGUGAGACGAAUGUGCAGGGCGAAGAGCAAAAGAAACUUGAUGUUCUGUCAAAUGAAGUUUUCGUCAAAGCAUUGGUCAGCAGCGGCCGAACAUGCAUUCUUGUCUCUGAAGAAGAUGAAGAGGCAACAUUUGUGGAGCCAUCAAAACGGGGAAAGUAUGCCGUUGUGUUUGACCCCUUGGAUGGAUCCUCCAACAUUGACUGUGGAGUUUCAAUUGGAACUAUCUUUGGGAUUUACAUGAUGAAAGAUGAUGGUGAGCCAAAAUUAGAAGAUGUACUGCAGCCUGGGAAGAAUAUGGUUGCCGCUGGCUAUUGCAUGUAUGGCAGCUCUUGCAAUCUCGUUUUGAGUACUGGAAGGGGUGUUAACGGAUUUACUCUUGAUCCAUCACUUGGAGAGUUCAUAUUGACCCAUCCAGAUAUUAAGGUUCCCAAAAAAGGCAAGAUUUACUCUGUCAACGAGGGGAAUGCUUCAAAUUGGGAUGUUGCAACAGCUAAAUUUGUGGAGAAGUGCAAGUUUCCAAAAGAUGGUUCUCCAGCUAAAUCACUAAGAUACAUUGGAAGGUAAUAAAGCACCAAUGUUGAAAGUAUUUAACUUUUUCAUCUCUGUUUGAAAGAACUGCUUGAGCAAUGCAUAACAAACAACUGGAUGGUAUCAGUAAACUAGUGAUAACAUUUGCCAGAUAACAACAAACAAAUUUAAUAAUUAGAUCACUAAUUGAUGUAACCAUGACAUAUUGAGUCUCUAAUCUGAACAGAUGGUUCAAAGUCCAAUCUAAUUCUAGAACUAGAGAAGUUUUAGGUCAUAGAGUUCAUAGAUAAGUUUAUGUGUUUACUUACGUUUAUGCAUGUAAGAAAAACUUACGGGAUAAAAUUGUUUUUUUGUUUUGUGCUUACUUCUGUGUAUGUGUGAAUUCAUAAUGUCUAGUAUGUCAAAGUGAAUAUUUCAAGGACCCUGUUUAGUACGGCAUUAUGGCAGUGCUUAAUGUAGUGUCUUCUUUCCACAGAAAUAAAUAUACAGUAAGAUUCUAACUUAUGGUUGAUAUUCAAACCUUUUAGCAUUCAAGUUACAGUGUCUCGCACUAUGGUUUGGGUCUGGGGCUGAACCUGGGGGAGAUAAAAGCAAUGUUGGUUGUUGUUAUAAACAUCCUAAAGUACAAUGAUGGUCCUUGGGAAUCAUUACGACAAUUCUUCAUUGCUUCUGUAGCAUGAUAAACUAGCUUCUUGAUCUUCAUUGAUACAGAGAAAAGUUUUACUGCUGUCAGUUGUUCUGAAAAUGCAACUUAAAGCCUACCAUAUCUUCCCUUCUUCCUCUCCCAUAAGGAUUGAAAAGUGUUAACACCAUUGCCCUUUUAAGGAAGUGUCAAGUUGCUUAAUCUGUAUUCUUUAUGUGGUUAGUUGAUGGCUACAUUUUAUGUCAUCUUUCUCCUUGCUUCUCAUAUUGCAGUAUGGUGGCUGAUGUUCAUCGCACUUUACUUUAUGGUGGUAUCUUCUUGUACCCUGCUGAUAAGAAAAGCCCCAACGGGAAAUUGCGGUAAGUGGUGUGGUCCCUUGAGUCUAAAAUUCACUGCAGCCAGAUCCUAACAUUUUGAGUGAGAUUGAACCAAUAAAUAUGGUUCUUAUGUAACAGAGUUCUAUAUGAGGUCUUCCCCAUGUCUUUCUUGAUGGAACAAGCUGGAGGGCAGGCAUUUACAGGAAAGGAGCGGGUAUGAUAACUGCUUUUUUAGUUUCUGCAAGCAAUCUAAUUGGUCUCCGUGGGAAUCUGAAAAGAUGCAGAAAAGAGAAAGUUUCUUCUACAUGAACCUUAUCAUCCUUCCCUGAAAAAAUUCUAUUACAUUUUUUAUGUUGAGUUGUCCCUGAUGCCCCUGAUGUUAUUGAUAUAUAGCACAAGUUGAUGGAAGAAAAAUAAUGUGAGGAAUUUUCUUCUUCGCAGGCUCUUGAUCUAGUGCCGAAGAAGAUUCACGAGCGAUCACCAAUAUUUCUCGGCAGCUAUGAUGAUGUUGAGGCUAUCAAGGCAUUGUAUGCCGAACAGCAGAAGGAAUAAGUAUGUAGAAUGACGCCUUUGCAGAUUCAGAGGUCCUUACUGCUAAUUACUUCCAGCAAACGAAUUGUUCAUUCUGAUUUUCUGGGAACUCAGAUUACUGAUGAAUGUUGAUAAAAUGUUGUCAAUAUUGCAAUGGUUGUCCCAACAAAUAUAUGGUUCCAGAAUGCAUACAUCAUUAUACAUUUUACUGAAAUGAGCGUUUUAGAUUCAACCAAUCAUUUCUAUCCAGCUUUCCUUUACCACCUGAUGAUGAAAUUUCUAAUGUAACGUUGCUAAGUUGGAUCUGGUAGAAUUUUCUUUCUGAUAGGAUGUUGAAUCUUUAUCCACCCUUCAAUUUUUCAUUAGUUAAAUACUGAUUCCCAAACUUCCUUACUGCAAUUUGAAUGAAGGAGGUCAAUACAUUUGAUUGAAAAGUCCACUCGUUUCUUAAGGACGAAUAGUCCAUCUGUAGACUGUUUUUGUUUUAGCACAAAAAUGAAG
Oldenlandia corymbosa var. corymbosa is the source of this 2998-nucleotide messenger RNA. The record is from the annotation of a GenBank genome assembly. NCBI's taxonomy places the organism in Eukaryota, Viridiplantae, Streptophyta, Magnoliopsida, Gentianales, Rubiaceae.